AUGCCCCGCGCCGAGCCGCCGCGGUUGCCCGGCAACGAACGAUCCUUGUCGCCGGUCGCGUGGGGCUCCGCCCGGCCAUGGGGCCGCAGGGCCUCCCGCCGCUCCUGCUUAUGCUCCUGGAUUGCUGGGCCUCCGUGAGCGCCCAGACCGGGGCAACUCCGCCUGUGACGACGGAAGGACUCAACUCUACGCAGGCAGCCCGGACGACUCCCCGACCCGCCUUGUCUCUUAGGCCCCCUGGAACCCCCAAGGCCUCUGUGCCCUCUUCUGGCCCCAGGCCCACCCCGGUCACGGACGUUGCUGCUCUGUGUGUCUGUGACCUGACUCCAGCACAGUGUGACGUCAACUGCUGUUGUGAUCCUGAUUGCAGCUCCAUGGAUUUCAGUGUCUUUUCUGCCUGUUCAGUUCCGAUUGUCAUGGGCGAUAGUCAGUUUUGUAAUCAGAAAGCAGCCAUCUACUCAUUGAAUUUUACAGCAAAUCCACCUCAAAGGGUAUUUAAACUUGUCAACCGGAUUAAUCCAUCUAUAUUCUGCAUUCAUAUUACAAACUAUAAACCCGCGUUAUCCUUUAUUAAUCCAGAAGUGCCUGAUGAAAAUAAUUUUGAUAAAUUGAUGAAAAAAUCUGAUGGUUUUGCCUUGAGUUCAGAAUCAGAGAUUUCUUUCGCAACCCAGUCGGACAUUCCAGCUACUGCUAAAUAUAAGUAUGGGGCUCGUCUGCAGACUUCAGAUUCAUUUUUGAGAUUUCCUUCUCCCCUUAUGUCAUCUCUGUGCACUGAUGAUAACCCUGCAGCAUUUCUGGUGAACCAAGCUGUUAAGUGCACCAGAAGGAUAAAUUUGGAACAGUGUGAAGAAAUUGAAGCCCUGGGCAUGGCUUAUUACAGCAGCCCUAAAAUUUUGAGGGUGCCUGGUUUAAGAACAAAGGCAGAGAUCCCUAUCACUGUUCAGUCCGUCCUCAUUCAGUCUCUGAAUAAAACACUAACCCGACUGGAGGACUCGCUGGUAUUGAACCAGACUCUUGUUGAGGCUGGGGAUGUUAAAAUCUGCACUAAUGUCGUUCUUGAGGUCAAAUACAGCCUCACAUACACAGAGGCAGGUGAGAUAGCGCAGGCUGGCCUUGCUCUCCUUCUGGGGCCCGUGAGCGGGCCAGUGGUUCCACUCGAGCAGAAGUUUGAAAUUCAUUUUAUUCAGCAAAAUACAAAGCCAGUUCCUCUCAGUGGAAACCCUGGUUAUGUUGUGGGGCUCCCAUUAGCUGCUGGAUUUCAGCCUCAGAAGGGAUCUGGGAUUAUUCAGACCACGAACAGAUUUGGACAACUUACUAUUCUUCGUAGCACAGCUGAGCAAGACUGCUUAGCAGUUGAGGGGAUCCGGACCCCAGUAUUAUUUGGUUAUGAUAUGCAGUCUGGCUGUAAACUAAGACUGCCCAAAGCCAUCACGUGCCAGCUCGCAGUGCAGAAAGUGAAAAGCCUCCUGAAGGGCCAAGGCUUCCCAGAUUAUGUGGCCUCUUUUGGAAAUUCCCAGGCCCAGGAUGUGCUGGACUGGGUACCGGUCCACUUCAUCACCCAGGCAUCCCACAUGAAGGAUUCUUGCCAGCUCCCGGUCGCUUUGGUGAUAGAAGUGAAGUGGACUAAAUACGGGUCCUUACUGAACCCACAAGCUAAAAUAGUAAACGUGACUGCAAGUCUCCUCUCAUCCUCCUUUCCUGAGACCAACUCAGGAAAUGAGAGGACGGUUCUCAUUUCCACUGCGGUUGCUUUUGUGGAUGCAUCUGCACCUGCGGAGGCAGGCUUCAGAGCUCAGCCAACCAUCGAUGCCAGGCUGCCGUUUAAUUUCUUCUUUCCGUUUGUUUGACAGCUAACGGGACGUGAGAGCUCAUCUGGUCUAAAACCAAGGUACAGAGACAUUAAAAACAGAGUGAAUAUUCAGCCAUAAAAAGGAAGAAGCCCUGACACGCGCCACAGCGGGAAUGCCCGGAGAAGCCACGAUGCUGAGAAAAGCAGCCGGACACAGAGCCCGCACGGCGUCUGAUUCCGCUUAUAUAAAGAGGGCAGAGAAGGCAAAUCCGUACACACAGAGCAGAUCAGCGGUUCUCAGGGGAUGGGGGCCCACUGUUUGGUGGGUACCGGGUCGCCUUUUGGGGUGAUGGAAGCAUUCUGGAACGAGACAGUGGUGGUGGCUGAACAGCAUGUGAAAGUGCCACAUAAACGCCACUGAAUUAUUCACUUUACAAUGACCAACUUUAUGUGAAUUCCUCCUCAAGAAGAGCAAGACAGACCGACCCCGGGUCACAAAACUAUAAUGCUUGGGUCCCAGUCCUGGCCUCUCUCCACUAAUCCCCAGAACCUGAAUUUGCCGCUUCACAAGGCAGUGCUAUUUCUGAGGGGAGUCACGUCACAAAGAGAAACGCCGAGAAUUCAGGGAAGCUGGUUGAUUCCACAUCCAGAUGGGGCAAAGAGGGCCGGGCCCAACUGGAGAAUGCAGUGGUGGGGAGCGCCGGCUAUGGGGCCGCCAGCCCUGGGCCAGCUCCCGCAUUAGCCUCGACCCUGGGCACAUCUCUCAAGACCGAUGAGCCUCCGGUGUUAAUGCUAAGCUUCAACGUCCUCUUGGAGAAAAGGAGGUUGACCUCAUUUUCCACCCUAGAUUGACGGAGCAUGACAUGAGGUAACAUGUGAAGGGUACUUAUUCCAGGGCCCCGUCAUAGUGAGCAGGUAAUAAAGUGAAGCUUCUUGACCUUCACGGCUAUCGUCCCCUGGCUCAGCUACCCUCUCCACCCAUGGAUUCCACAGAGGCCCAACACACUCUAUUCUCUCCCUUGCUUGUACCAUCCUAUGUGAGA
Molecule: messenger RNA, 2832 nt
Organism: Callorhinus ursinus (northern fur seal)
Lineage: Eukaryota; Metazoa; Chordata; Mammalia; Carnivora; Otariidae
Source: RefSeq, a predicted model, not a curated record